GUUUGGAUCUGGAGUCGGAAGAGUCGAGUUCCCUUUUGCGGACGGCGGUUUCGGUGCUGCAGAGCUCCUACUUGGACUCUGCCUCUCAGGAUGGUUUUCAGUACAGCCAAGCAAUCCUGGUGGAAAAGGAGAUUUUUCUAAGAGAGCUCAAAGCUUUUGCCCAAGCAAAGAAAGCCGCCGGGUACAGCCAGGAGGAGCUGGAGGAGACCUUUGCAUUUCUCCUGUUCGAUAAUGAGGAAAAGGCAAAAGAGGUGUGUCAGACAGGCCUCCGUGUAAACAGCAGUUCCAUUUCCACUCUUGGUGACCCAGCAAAAGGGGUUUAUAUUUCCAAGUACGCAGACUGUCUUCAUCCGAGACCCUGGUAUCACGGAAAAUCAGGCUAUAUUGUCAUUUGUAAGCUAAUUAAGGGGAAGGUCAAGCUGGUAUCUGAGAAUGACACGUCCUGCUAUACCUGCCCAUCUCCUGGCUACGACUGCCACGUCGCCGUGAGCAGAAACAACGCGCCGUCAGACACCAGCCACCGCCAGGCCUUCGAGCUGAGCCAGUAUUACGUGUACGAAGUGUCCGAUGGCGGCGCUGCUGAACGGCCCCGGCAGAUCCGCCCAUACAUAGUCAUCGCCUGCCAGUACCGCGAACCCAAGGAAAUGCCCGUCUUAGCUAUAGAGAGCCUACCUGAGCUUAAUCACAAAGCGUCGUACUGUCCGUGGAGGGGGCAGCUUUCCAUCCAGGGCCACCUUUUGUGCAACAUCGCUCUGAGGACCCCGUACGGCUUCACGAUUCCAGCCCAGCUGCCUCCCAACCUGGACAUUAACCAUGUCAUGGGUUUGUCUGACUUGAAAAAAAAGCUACCAGAAGCUGCAUUUGGGAAAAGAAAUUACACUGAGAGCGAAGGUGAGUGCAGAACGCGCCGAC
Apaloderma vittatum (bar-tailed trogon) is the source of this 912-nucleotide messenger RNA. RefSeq names its product protein FAM208A-like. NCBI's taxonomy places the organism in Eukaryota, Metazoa, Chordata, Aves, Trogoniformes, Trogonidae. The annotation marks the transcript as partial. The transcript has 9 exons. Gene Ontology annotation, cellular component: nucleoplasm. Gene Ontology annotation, biological process: negative regulation of gene expression, epigenetic. The record is from RefSeq and is a predicted model, not a curated record.